AUGUCCACAAUCCAAAUCCGCGCCCGCGAACCCACCGACAUCCCCGCCCUCCACGCCCUCAUCCCCCUCAUCCACGCCACAACAGGCUACCCAGUCGAAGGCUCCGCCGUCCCAGCCUCCUUCCUCACCCCAACCUCCACCCUAGCCGCCUACGUCGCCGUCCUCACCACCCCCCAAACAACCACCCCCCUAGGCCAAGCAGCCCUCCACCCCAUCAACCCGGCCAGCACGCUCUUCGCCGCCCUGCAAUCCCACCACCCGGCCGCCCGCGCAGAAGACUACGUCGUGCUGGGCCGGCUGUUCAUCGCGCCGUUUGCGCAGGGGCAGGGCGUGGGGCGCAGGCUUGUGUGUGAGGCGGUGGAGCGGGCGAGGGCGUGGGGGAGGGGGGUCGUGCUGGAUGUGUUGGAGAAGGAUGGGGCUGCGGUGAGGUUUUAUGAGAGGUUGGGGUGGAGGCGGUUGGGGGUUGAGGGGGUGUAUUUUCCGUGGGCGAGGGAGGGGCGGGAGGGCGAGGUCGGGUUUAGGGAGUUUUAUUAUCUUGCUGCUGAGAGGCCGGGGUGA
This is a messenger RNA of Pseudovirgaria hyperparasitica, 558 nucleotides long. RefSeq names its product acyl-CoA N-acyltransferase. Lineage: Eukaryota; Fungi; Ascomycota; Dothideomycetes; Acrospermales; Acrospermaceae. The record is from RefSeq and is a predicted model, not a curated record. Gene Ontology annotation, molecular function: acyltransferase activity, transferring groups other than amino-acyl groups. The transcript has a single exon. Bases 1 to 558 code for a protein of 185 amino acids.